GUACUUAAGUUUAUUGGCAUAGUAAAUUAUUACUAAUAUAUAUAUAAUGUUUGUUUUAUAAUAAAAAGUAUAGUGUUAACUUACUGAAUCUAAUAUAUUUUGGUGCAAUAAAAGUUAAUAUAAGUGAGAUAAAUAUUUAUAAUAGUGUAAACAAAACAAAAAAAAAAGAAAAUAAUUUUUUUCCGAAGCAAUAAAGUUAUUAAAGAAUAAUAUUAUGGACGAUUGUGUGUAUUGUAGAACUGGACCGUCGGACCAACGAUUUUAACUAUGGUAAUUCAAUUUUAAUCAAAUAAACAACUAAAUGCGGUGUGUAGCACUACAUAUGUUAAAAUAUGUAUUUGAGCAUGAAAAAGCAAUUUUACGAAACAAGUAAUGAAAAUUACUUUGGUUCAUACAAGGUUGGCAACACUAUAAUUAUACCAAAGAUUUUCAGAGGCCACGGAAAUCUGUCUGCUGUUGCGUACGGGUCCCACGCCACUGCCGGGGCCUGGUGGGGGCAGCACACACAUUCACAUUCCACUGGUGCUGCCAUGUACGAGGACACUGCAGGACAAGGAUCAGAAGGACACAGCCCACCCAGCAUUCAGCAUCAAACACAAUCAGCUAACGGUCAUAUCGUACCACAGCAACAACAACAACAACAACAGCAGCAACAAAGUAAUUCAUCAAUCGUUCAACAACAAGGCACAGUGGCGACUGGUCAAACACAAAUCGUGGCGCCGUCGACGGCGAGUGAAUCACCAGCGAGUGUUAGCUCGCAGCCGGCAGGACCACUUCACAUACCAGCCAAACGUCCCGGUUUCGAAACGGAUCCGACCGUCAUAAGACAUCCCCAUCCAUGGGGAUCAUACGAAGCGGGUUUCGAUUCGCAGUAUCAUUCUCAUUCCCAAUAUUAUUUGGAACGAGAUCGAAAACCAGUAUAUUAUGGUUAUCCGGAUGGCGCACAAUUUCCACAGCCAUACUGGAACUAUCGUGAUCAACCAUCCUACUUACCAGAUGACCGUCACGGCGCCCGACAAUCUGUUGAAGGUGGUUCGCAGUCAAGCUAUGAAACCGGCUACACAGCAGGUGGAUUGAGAUCAUAUGCAGCCGAAGCAUAUUCUGCUGCAUCAUCUUUAUCAGUUGGAGUUGGUGCAGUUGGCUCAUGCACUCCAUCCAAUCCACUUGAGUGGACCGGUCAGGUUACUGUUCGAAAAAAACGUAAACCAUAUUCCAAAUUCCAGACCUUGGAAUUGGAAAAGGAGUUUCUUUUUAAUGCUUACGUAUCAAAACAAAAGCGAUGGGAGCUUGCUAGAAACUUGAAUCUAACUGAAAGACAAGUCAAAAUAUGGUUCCAAAAUCGUCGUAUGAAAAAUAAAAAGAAUUCUCAACGUCAAUCAUCAUCACAAAAUAAUAACAAUAACACAAAUAGUAAUCACAACCAUGGACAACCGCCACAAACUCAUCAUAACCCGCAUCAUUUGAGUUUAGGACUGGGCAUGGCACAUCAUGCUCCGAAAAUGCUUCAGUGACCAUUAGAAAAUGACAGCACCAUGGGAUUUCCGAACUUCUAGUUACAUGACCAAAAAAAGAGAAGAAAGCUAAGAAACGAAACAGUGCAAAGAAGAGAACAGAAAAUUAACACACAUAAAAUUAAAAAAGAAAAACUUGAGAUUGCAAAGUGUUCGAUUUUUGUUCUCAGAUGGAAUUUUAAUUUUUCAUUUUUCUUAUUUUAUCGAUAAAUGUGUGAAUCCCCAUUUACUGAGUAAAAUAAAAAUCUAGUACUUUGCAUGAUAUACACAAAUAUGCUGAGUAUUUUCUUAUUCACUGUAUUUUGACCGGCGAUCAGAGGUCGUGGUAACUACAACGUGAAAUUCAGAAAGAAGAAAAUUGAAAGGAAAAUGAAAAUUGACCGAAAAAAUUUACAUAUUGUAAAUGUACAAACGCUCGUUAGCAGCGUCCUUCAAUGUUACAAAAACUUGUUUUGUAAAAUGAAAACAAACGAGAAAGAAAAAUUAAAUAAAAAUGUAAUUGCAAAUUAAAUGAAAAUAAAAUGAGAAAAGAAAAUAAUAUUAAAGUAAAAAUAGUAGCCAUUUUAAAGAAAGAUAAACAAAAAAAAUAAAUUUAAAAAAAAAAACAUAAAAAUAAACAAAACAAUUUAAUGUCGUGACAUCUCAUGUUUGUGCUGGUUUUAUUUAGGUACUAAAUUUAUUUGUCUCAAAACAUAUUGUAUAACAAUAGAAUUAUUAAAUGAAAGUCCUUUUUGUACAUAAGUAACUUAGGUGGCCCCUCUAAUUAAUAAACAUUAUAAUAAAAAUUUAAAUGAAACAAAAAAAAAAUUGAAUAAAAAAACACAUAAUUAUAUAAACGAAGGUAAAAACAUACUUGAUAGACUUCAUAAAGAAAAAGAAAAAAAAAACAAUGGUACAUUUAUAUAAUUAUAACGUAUAGAGAUUAAUAAUAUACAAAGCAAUUUUCUUAUAGAUAAUUUGAAAUAUUUGUGGCGGAAAAAAGAGCGAGUGUUUUUCACCAAAAAAAAAUAAUUUUCAGAUGCAAAUCACAUAACCAGGUAAGUUUUAUUUGAUUGGAUGAGUUCAAUUUCUACAUUUUUUAUUUUAUUUUUAAAAUCUAAUUCAGUGCAAACAUCAAAAUUCAAUUUUUGAGUCAAAGACUUUUAAAAUCUGAAUUGAAGUGCCGACUUAUUUUUUGAAAGGUUUUCAAUUCGUUUCAGAAAAAUAUUUUCAUUUUGAAUUCGUAAUUUUAGAAAAAAAAAUCUUUUUUUUUGCUUUGUUUUCUUUCCUUUGAUUUUAUUUCGGUUUAGCUUUCAUUCGAAUUUAUCGACUCGAGAGUUUAUUCAGACAUAUAAAUUACACAAAAUGACUAAAGACAUUGUAAGUAAUUGUCGACAUAAAAAUAUCAAUGCUUUGCUAAAUUACGGCAUUUUUAUAUAAAAAAAUAUAUCGGACGUCAAUUCACACUGGCAUCGGCCAGUCACCCGAAUCACUUUUUAAUUACUCCCGUUUUCAAAUAAAUUUUUUCCCUCAAAUUACUAACGAUGACCCAAUAAAAUGUUAACGACGCGACGCUUCUCCUGUUCGUUAAUUACCAGUUAUUAGUUCCUGCAGGAGGUAUGCACAACAGAACAACAAUUUCAAUCUUAUUCGUUUUUAAAAUGAUUUACUGAGAAACUGAGACAGAGUACAAGGCAAGGUUCAAACGAAAUUUGAACGACGAACCUUCAACAAACUAAAUGAUGAAGCUUCAUUAUGUGCGAUACGUGACAGUCUAUUACGCCUGGGUUAUCAAAGUAUGAGUCAGGCGAAUAUUUUAAUAUAUUCUUAGUAACUUUCGCUUUGAUGUCCAAUCGGUACCUGCAACCUGCACAAUGAUUUCAAAUAUUGGAUCCUUUUUUGCACAUUCUGUUGAAUAUUAACAAUUACAGUAAAACUUGCAGCCAAAUUAUAACUUCCAUUGCCGAAAAUGCUAUGUACUUGGACAUGUUGAUGCAUGGGUAAGUUACUGAUGAUUCGGUUUCAAAUAUGAAUUUUAACUGUUCAAUGGUGUGAGCGUCUUAAAAAUUACUUUUGUGUUUUACAAAUUUCAUCAAAUGUAACAAAAUUCAGUGAUUAACUCCGGUUAAUGCUGUUCAGCAACAAUUGCUUAAUUUCGAUCUUUUCAAUAUCGUUUCGGAACCCUUUAAAUCCAAUGGUAUAAAUAACAAGCCAAUGUGUAAAAAUUGAUAUUUUUAUGUGGGAAUGUUGCUAUUUUAAAAAUUAUUUUGUGUAAUUGAUUGUAAAUCGAUCAGAUUAAGCCUGACGGUUUAUUCGUCCGGUGAGUGAAUCGCUAUUUCUGUUAAAUUUUAAAUAUUGAAUAGAAUGUUGAGUUGAUGUUCGGUUGAACAUACCGAUCAGUAUUGAAAGCCUAGUAAAGAAUAAGUUGGUAAAUUACUCUUUUCUUCGGAAUUUGCAAAGUCUUUGACUGAAACUUAGGUACAAGUCCUCAUGCUAACAUAAAACAAAAUUUUUUUCCUUUACGACAAUCAUUUGGAUUUGUUUUCUUUCUAUUAAAAUACUGAAAAUUUAUGCAAUAAAUAUGCAAAAUUCUGUGUGUACGAGAUACAUCAACGAUGAUGAUGAAGCCAUUUUGCGGUAAUAGGUCCAGUUGAACUAACAACAGUUUUGUGUUGUCGUCCCAAGACAUUUUGCAUCAUUUGAAAACAUUAUUUAUCCAAGAGAUAUUCAUGUUUUCCAUAACAAAAAAAUCGCUGCAACUAUAGUUCACAUUUGUCCAUUCGAGUACAUAAAUGUUGGCACGUUUUCGAAGAAAUAAAAGCGAUUGCAAUAAAUUUUGCAUCCGAAUGUCGCCGUUGUGUAUGGAUUCUCAUAUUAUAUAUGCCACAGCACAUUUUUCAGCAUAUUUUUGUACUUAUUAUUAUAUGAUUUGCAUCUGAAUAACGAUUUCAAUCAAAGUUUUGCAUAAAUUAAAAAAAAAGAAGAAAAAAAUUUCAAAUUUAUUAUAAUGAAAAAGAUUGAAUAUUAUUGAUGAAAAUAAUUGUAAUCCCAGUAUGUGUAAACGUUUAUAGUUUAAUUGAAUUUUCUUAAUUAAUUUUUUAAUGUUUUUUUUUAUUAUUAUAAAAGAAUGAUUUUUUUACAUGUUAUGUAUUGCCAAACAUGUUUAUAUUGUUUUGUGAUUUAAUUAUAUUAAUUAUUCUGCAUAUAUUAAUGAUUUAGUGUUAUUUUUUAUCGGAAUUGAAUAUUUUCUGUUCUUUAUUUUUUUUUAUCACCGAACAGUUUUAAUGGUCUUCGAAAUAGAUUGGUUCAAAAGAAAAUGUUUUCAUUUUUCUCUCCUUUGCCCUCUAUUUUUCUUCUCGUUAUUGUUGCACAUGAUCAUUAUUGAUCAACUGAUUACAACUGCACAGAUCUUGUUUUGUUUUAAAAAAACGUUUUUUUAAAUUGUCGUUUAGUACAACUCGAUUCCAAAUUCCACCCCAAUGAUAUGUUCGAAUUCAUGGCAUUUGUUUCUUUUCCGGAAUAAGUUGGUCAAAAUUACAAUAAGUAUUACCGUUAUUACCGAUGCUGAUUUUCACCAUAUUUAAUAUUUCAUUCAAAGAAAUAUUUUUGGUCGUCGAACUCCUAAUCCAAAAAGAAAUAAUUGUUCACGUUAGAGGAAAAACUAUUUCCAGCGGUGGUGUAAGUAAGUAGAGCUACAUUUUAAUAUGAUUAUAAAUUGCAAUAAGGAGCGCAUGCGCGCAAGGUUUUUUUAAAUUAUCUACCUUAAAAAAAUCAAAUUUAUAAUAAUUGAUAAAAUGAUGAAUUAAAAUAGGUCAACCUUUUCUAUUUUUCUGCUUGCCUCUUUCGAUUCGUAUGUAACUUCAUCGUGCGAAAUUUUUUUUAUAGAGUGACAUUAUACUACAUGCCAUUGUAGUAUUACAUUGCAAUAUGGCUACUCUUCUGAUGUGAAUAAAUUUUUGACAGGAAUUGUUAUUGGAACAUGUAACAUGUAAGCAUGUAACGUAUGUUGCCAAAUUCCCUUCGCUCUGGCUACAUCCAACUCCCACAACAUUUAUCACGCGAGCAUACGAAUGUUCAUAUUUUUUUAUUUAAAUGGGAACGAUCAUUUGACAAAGCGACGUGACUCCUUCGAAUACAUAAAUUCAUUCGGCUAUAUAGAAUCGAUUCUACAUGUCAUUCUUUACCACGCAAUUCCAUUCUGCGUAUCGUGUGCCACUAUAUAUAGUGUUUGUACGUAUGACGUAUUAGUAAAUCAUAAUGUGAUACUCCAACUGCAUUAAAAGUAAUAUUUUCAUAGCUCCGACUGGGAUACUGUGAUAAAUUCUAUAACAAAACAAUAUUACAUUUUCAUUCGAUGUAUCGGGGUAAUAUACACACGCAACGUGUCGAAUAUAUUCAAGACAAAGUUUUUGCAAUAUUUACUAGCCAAUUGCGCGACAAAAUUGAUUUAAUUUCUUUUCUUGCUUCAGACAAUUAAUACAAUGACUCAAUAUUCGAGAAGGGCCUGUUUUUUGGAAUUUUAUUUCUGAAACAAUUCUGAUUUUUUUUAAGGAAUUUUUCGGAAUUUUUUCCGAAUUCUUUGGAGUUUCCGAAUCUUUCAAAUUAAAAUUCACAAAAAUAAAUCCUGUAUUCAACCGGUCAUCCACUCGUACAGUCAUCCUACGAGAAGACAUAUCGCCUUUAAUGAAUUUACAACGCCAGAUUAACCUAAUGUUUCAUGGUGAACACCUCAUCUGUUGUGCAUACUUAAAAACCGCCAAUGCUAAUCGAACCAUUUUCAAUCUCCUUCCAAUUUUACAUUUGAAAUAUUAAUUAUUCUCAUAUAGACUCUCAAGGAGCUUCGUGGCAUUCAAAAAUUGGUACUUACAGAGUCCGUUAAUUAAAACAAAAAGAAGAAUUUACAUUAAGCGUAUGAUAUACGUAUAUUUUAUUCAUUUCGUUUUUUUUUUCCUUUUUCAAAAACAUGUUGAGUUUUUUUGUUUAUUUAUUUUUGCCCAGUGAUUUUUUUUUAGGUUUAGCAUCUAUGUUAUAUGAAAUAAGUGUAUAGAUAAUCGGGGUAUUUGCAAAGUCGUACAUUUAUAAGUCAAAAUAUUAUUAAAAUUACAAAAAAAAAUUAGAAUAAAUGUUUAUGUACUGUAAAUAUUUAAAGAAAAAAAAUGAAAAAAUUAGCAUGCUCAAAAUGUCUAAAAAAAAUUAUCAUUUCAAAUACCUGCUUGAAAAAAAAAACAUUUGUAAUAGAUUAUUGUAGUAAUUAAAGAAAUUAUAGAAAACAAACAGUUACUAAUGGAUUUUUCAAUAAAACGAAUAUGGUACACUCUCUCACUGCAGCAACAUUUCGUUGUUAAUUUGAAUAAAAUAUUCAAUUUCCCAUUUUUUUUUUUCAUUUUAAACUUAUAUUUUUUGUUGAUCAAAAUUCGAUUAUUCAAUUUUAAUCUCUGAAGAUUACCGUCCAAAUCAUUUUUAUUCAGUAUGAACAUAAUGUACUCUCUUAAAAAAAUAAUAUAAAACACCGAAAAAAUUUAUUAAUAUAAACAAAGACAUGCAAUUAUCAUCACAUUAUUACAAAUUAUAUCCAACAAUUGAAAAAAAUUGAAAUAGUUGCGUCAUCAUCUUAAUUUUUCAUUUUCUUUUUUUAUCAUUAUUUCAAUUUGGUUUUUUUUUACCACACAAUAUUUUUCAAGACAUUGGUACAAUAAUGUAUUAACCGUACUAUAUUUAGUAUUUAGUAUAAAAAGACUUUUUUUUGUUAUUCUGAAUUAUUAAGUAAGUAAUUAUUAAAUAUUAAUUAUAAAUGAAAAAAAAAUUAAAUUAAUUUAAAAACAAAAAAAUAAAUAAAAAAAAUCAAAUAAAAAUAUAGUCAUAAUGUAUAGAUUUUGUGUUCAAUAUAUAAAGCUAUUUCAAGUAAAUAAAGUUUGUUGUCAUUUUUUCUUUUUUGGUUUAUAUAAAAAAAACAAUAAAGAACAUUUGGAGUAACGAAUAUAUAGAUGAAAGAAAAAUGAAGAAAACUAAAAUAAAUUCAAAAAUAAAAAAACGUUUCAAUAACUAAUCUAUAGCAAACACCAUUCUAACCUCUCACAAAUCGAAUUUAUUACUAUAAAAGAAUGUGUUGAAUUGAAACUCAAGAACGAAAGUGAAACAAAAAAGAAUAUGAAAAA
Bradysia coprophila is the source of this 7645-nucleotide messenger RNA. RefSeq names its product Homeobox protein abdominal B (gene Abd-B). The record is from RefSeq and is a predicted model, not a curated record. Lineage: Eukaryota; Metazoa; Arthropoda; Insecta; Diptera; Sciaridae. Gene Ontology annotation, biological process: regulation of transcription by RNA polymerase II. Gene Ontology annotation, molecular function: DNA-binding transcription factor activity, RNA polymerase II-specific; RNA polymerase II cis-regulatory region sequence-specific DNA binding. Gene Ontology annotation, cellular component: nucleus.